This is a messenger RNA of Phaeoacremonium minimum UCRPA7, 1584 nucleotides long. RefSeq names its product putative hit finger domain-containing protein. The transcript has a single exon. Lineage: Eukaryota; Fungi; Ascomycota; Sordariomycetes; Togniniales; Togniniaceae. The coding region runs from base 1 to 1584 and encodes 527 amino acids. Gene Ontology annotation, biological process: box C/D snoRNP assembly; snoRNA localization; maturation of LSU-rRNA from tricistronic rRNA transcript (SSU-rRNA, 5.8S rRNA, LSU-rRNA). The record is from RefSeq and is a predicted model, not a curated record. Gene Ontology annotation, cellular component: nucleus; pre-snoRNP complex.
AUGUCCUCCUCCGCCGAUCCCCUCCUGACCACCCUCUGCACAAUCUGCCACGUCGAGCCGCCCAAAUACACAUGCCCGCGCUGCGCGGCGCAGACCUGCUCGCUCGCAUGCAGCCGCAAGCACAAGGGCUGGGCGUCGUGCUCGGGCGUCCGCGACCCGGCCGCCUACGUUCCCGCACAGGCGCUGCGCACACCCGCCGGCAUCGACCGCGACUACAACUUCCUGAGUGGAAUCGAGCGCGAGCGAGAGAGGCAGCACCGCCUCCUGGUGGAGGACAAGGGCCUGCUGAGGCCGGCAGACCUGAAGGCUGGUGGGGAUGAGAAGCUGGUGAGGAAGCUGUGGUUCGGAGAGGGAGGCGCGAGGAUGCCACAGCAGAGAAACAAGCGACCGUGGGAGAGACAUGACGAUGAUGGUGAAAAGGAAAGCUUCCUCGAUCGCAAGGUACGACGAAGAUUGGAACACAUGGACGUGCGCGUCGUGGAGAUGCCUCGGGGACUCAGUCGCCAGCGGGAGAACACAACAUGCUGGAAUCGACGGACGAAUAAGAUCAAUUGGGCUGUCGAGUGGCUUUUCUACGAUGCCGAUGGCAACCAGCAGAGGAUUCGACAUCGCGCACUCGAGACGGUGCCGCUGUGUAGAGCAGCCGUAGACUCGAUGGCUUGGUACCAGAAAGGGCAAGAAAGAGCAGCGGAAGAAGAGGAGGAUGAUGAGGAUAUGUUACAUGCGCGCAAACGGCGGCGGGUGCUCAUUAGGGAAAUCAAGGAGGAGCGGCGGUCUGCACCCCUUGGAGCUAUGCAAGAUUGGGAUGGCGAGCAAGGUACAUGGCUAUCGACGCACUAUCCUACACAGAACCCUUUUACAGCGGCAUGGGACCUCGAUCGCGGCUCGAUCGCGAGCAACUGGGUCAGAGAUGAGGAAGCCGAUGAAAAGCGCAGGUCGCACUUCUUUCUGCUCAAGCCUCUCACGCCAGCCGGGCAACCUAAGGAGCUAAUACCGUUGGAGUCGGCGGAGACGCUCGCUCAGGCUCUUCCAGGAAGGACUGUCCUCGAGUUCCCCACCAUCUACGUUCUGCCGCCUUCCGCUAGUCUACCGGAGGGACAUGUUGUUGGCUCUACGGAGCGGCGAGAGAGACCCAGACGACCUGAGCGGCCGCAAGUGAACGGAGGAAGCCGCUCAGGACCACGCGAAAAGUACCAAGGUGCCGGGAGCAAGCAGGGGCAGCAUGUGCGGAACGGCCGCGGUGGCAUGCAGAAGAAGGUUGCAUUUGCUGAUGAGCCUACCAAGGUCGAACGGGGAGAAGUCAACAGCGAGGAGAAACCUCCUGAAGAAGAGGAUAUCACCAGCAGUGAGCCCGAGACUACAAGCGACGAGGACAGCAGCGGUGGCUCGGAAGGUGAAGCUAGUGGCCAAGAAGACGUGGUUCAAAUGCCCAAGAGGAUGGGAUUGGUGGACUAUGCAUCCGACAGCGAGUCUACCUCGGAGGAGGGGGAUGAUCGAGCGGAUUUGGACGUCUCAACCUUGAAUCCAGAGAAUCCGGAAUUAGUCCGAGGCGCUAUCGCGGAGAUAGUCAAUCUUUUCACAUGA